This is a messenger RNA of Protopolystoma xenopodis, 312 nucleotides long. Lineage: Eukaryota; Metazoa; Platyhelminthes; Monogenea; Polystomatidea; Polystomatidae. The record is from the annotation of a GenBank genome assembly.
AUGCAUCGAACAUGCCCGGAUCGAUGCGACGGCUCUUUUCAAACCUUCAAGCCUGACAGACAAGGAGGCGAGAAAAGGCGCAUUUUCGCGCCGGCAGUCUCGUCAGCUCCGAUUCAUCUUUGUCGGCCUCGGACGUCUUUAAUGCCAUCCUAUCGGCAAAUUCGCCUCAGACUUGACGUUCAUGGAUUUGCCCAUUGCAGGAAAAUCGAUACUUACUUCCUCAAUCAGCCCGGACGUGGACAAACUGAAAAGAAAUCUGUACCGUUGAGUCAAGUUUGGUACAUUCCCGCCACCGUAUGCGAUCAAGGAUGA